AUGUUCAAACAAUUAUCAGCUACCUUAGUUUUAAUUAGCACUGCUUUAGCUGCAUCAUCUUCAGAAUUACCAACUUUAACUUCCACUAUAAUUUCAAGCACUUGUGAUAGUGCUUCAUGUGGUGCAAGUAGUACUUUAGAGUUGGCUCCUUCAUCAUUUGCUUACAGUAACGAUACUACUACUGCUAUCAGACUUCCAACUGAUCCAGCUUCUGCUGCUGCCGAUCCAGCUUCUGCUGCUGCCGAUCCAGCUUCAAUUGAUGUUAGUUCUUCAAAAGCCAGAUCAACCAUUUAUGAAUAUGCCACCGUCACCACUGAUGAUAUUUUCGAAGUCGUCAAAACUAUUUGUGAUACUCAAAGUAACUGUUAUGCUACUACUGAUUUAGAAAGUUUCACUACCUACACUACCACUGUUGAUGGUAUUUUAACCGUUAUUACUACCGGUGUCCCAUACACUAGCGAUGUUGACUCAUCUGUUGUUUCAACUACUACUGCUGCUGAAAUAAUAACAACUUUAGAUGAAACCAUCACUGUUACCAAAACUCAUUGUGAUACUGUUUGUCAUCUCACCACCGAAGUUGAAGUUUUAGCCACUUUCACUUCAACCGUUGGUGGAACUGAAACUAUUUUCACUACCUAUUGUCCAUUAUCAACUGAAGCUGCUGAAUCAAUUACCACAGCUCCAGCUCCAACUUCAGAUUCUACUGAAACUGCUACUGAUAUCAAAACAACUGUUGUAACCAUUACUUCAUGUAAAGAUCAUAAAUGUACUGAAGUUCCAGUCACCACUGGUUUAACUACCGUUACUAAAGAUUCAACCAUUUAUACUACCUACUGUCCAUUAACCACUGAAACUACUAGUUCAUUAGGAACUGUUGAUGUUAUCACUAACAACAUUGUUACUGAAACUCCAGUCAAACCAACUACUGUUGCUUCAGUUGUUCAACAAUCAUCAUCUGCCUUCUCAAUCAAUACUUACGAAGGUGCUGGUAUGAUGGUAAAAUCCGGUUUAUUAACCGUUUUAGUUUCAUUCUCCUUAUCAUUAAUAUGA
Messenger RNA from Yamadazyma jaroonii, 1050 nucleotides. The record is from the annotation of a GenBank genome assembly. NCBI's taxonomy places the organism in Eukaryota, Fungi, Ascomycota, Pichiomycetes, Serinales, Debaryomycetaceae.